AUGGAUUCAACACCUUCCGCAAAACGACGUCGUCAGAGCAAAAACGACGAGACUGAAGCAGUAUCAACGUUGCCGAAACAAAUAUCACCGGUGGUUAUCUUCGCUCACGGCGCCGGCGCUCCUUCUUCUUCUGAUUGGAUGCAAAGAUGGAAGAGUACGUUGAUGGAAACCCUACACGCUGCUGAUGUUGUCACGUUUGACUACCCUUAUAUGUCUGGUGGGAAAAAGAGGGCUCCUCCUAAGGCAGAAAAAUUGGUGGAGUUUCAUUCAGAUAUUGUGAAAGAAACUGCAACUAAAUUCCCUGGUCAUCCUCUCAUACUGGCUGGCAAAUCAAUGGGUUCAAGAGUUGGAUGCAUGGUGGCGAACAUGGAAGAUAUCAAUGUUUCUGCUGUACUAUGCUUGGGCUACCCAUUAAGGGGAACCAAUGGUGCGGUUAGAGAUGAACCACUGUUACAGCUAACAGUUCCUACAAUGUUUGUCCAGGGCAGCAAAGAUGGUCUCUGUCCACUUGAUAAGUUAGAGACCACGCGGAAGAAGAUGAAAGUGCUCAAUGAGCUGCAUGUCAUUGAUGGCGGCGAUCACUCGUUUAAGAUUGGUAAGAAGCAUCUACAAGCAAAUAGUUCCACCCAAACUGAUGCCGAAGUUGCUGCUAUGAAGGCCGUUGCUGCUUUCGUUUCCAAAUCCCUUGAAGGUUGA
Lathyrus sativus (Indian pea) is the source of this 696-nucleotide messenger RNA. Lineage: Eukaryota; Viridiplantae; Streptophyta; Magnoliopsida; Fabales; Fabaceae. The record is from the annotation of a GenBank genome assembly.